CAGGAAUUAAAGGGUGUAACUUUUGAAUGUUGGAAGUAUAACUAAUGACGCAAUUCUUCGAACGCGACCCCCUUGCCGUGCUACUUAAUGACAUUUGAGGCGUUUGGAGCAGCGAUGAUCAAACCAGCUCUUCUAUCACUCGGAUGCCUGUUUCUGCUGUUCAGUCUGUCUCCGUGUGAAGGUCAGUCUCAGUUGAUUGGUCCUCCUCAGCCAAUAGUGGCGAUAGUUGGUGAUGACAUCGUCCUGCCGUGCCACCUGGACCCUGCUGUGGACGCUUUUGACAUGAUAGUGGAGUGGACGAGACCUGACCUGGACCACAGACUUGUCCUUCUAUGGCGUCACGGUUGGGAGCUUGAGCAUAAAAACCAUCUGUCCUAUGAGGGCAGAACGUCUCUGUUCAUGGAAAAACUGAAGAACGGAGACGUUUCACUGAAACUCUCUGAAGUGAAACUCUCUGAUGAAGGAAAAUACAGAUGCUUCAUUCCUUCACUGGACAGAGAAUCUAUAGUUGAGCUUGUUGUUGGUGCUGCCUCCUCUCCUGUCAUCAUCAUGCACAAUAGCAGCAGUGGAGUGGUUUUAGAGUGUGAAAGUAAAGGCUGGUACCCAGAGCCUGAGCUGUUUUGGCUGGACGCUGAGGGAAAGCUCCUCUCUGCUGGAGCUCCAGAGACAGUCAGAGGUCCUGAUGGCCUCUAUACUGUCAGCAGCAGAGUGACUGUGGAGAAGAGCCACAACAACAGCUUCACC
Messenger RNA from Myripristis murdjan (pinecone soldierfish), 744 nucleotides. Its product is annotated as butyrophilin subfamily 3 member A2-like. The annotation marks the transcript as partial. Gene Ontology annotation, biological process: T cell receptor signaling pathway; regulation of cytokine production. The transcript is spliced from 4 exons. NCBI's taxonomy places the organism in Eukaryota, Metazoa, Chordata, Actinopteri, Holocentriformes, Holocentridae. Gene Ontology annotation, molecular function: signaling receptor binding. The record is from RefSeq and is a predicted model, not a curated record. Gene Ontology annotation, cellular component: external side of plasma membrane.